ACCAGCAGAGCCCGCUAAUUAGUUCCCACCCAAACAAAUAAACAAAGCACAGCGGGACCUCCUUCCCCAGCUCGGACGGAAACGUUUCGCCCCUCUGUGCGGACAUCUGCUCCACCCACCGAGCAUCCUCCAGCCGUUUCUCUAACGACCGGUCGGUAGUUUCCGUCACUGCGCAACUGCGGAGCCCGUUUAGCCGCCGCCGCCGCCGCCAUCCCGUGCCCAGCGACCACCCCCAGCUCUUCCACCCGCUGCGGGACAGCGAUGACGAGCCAGCUGCUGGACACCCUGUCAGCCGCGAAACGGGUCUGGUAGGCGGCCGUAAGAAGAGUCUCGGCUCCCUGCUGGAAGACGGACGUGACCGGAUGUUGAGGUUGUUGUUUGGGGGAAGCUAACGGCCAGCACACUCAGCAGCCUGGUGACGACCCGAUAAAUCAACCCGCCGCCCCGUCACCAUGAGCGCCAUGCGCGUGGACGCCAAAGUGGUGAUGCUGGGGAAGGAGAGCGUCGGCAAGACGAGCCUGGUGGAGCGAUACGUUCAUCAUCGGUUCCUGGUGGGCCCCUACCAGAACACCAUCGGUGCUGCUUUUGUUGCCAAACCAAUCCAAGUUGGAGACAAAGUGAUAACUCUGGGAAUAUGGGACACGGCUGGAUCGGAGCGUUACGAGGCCAUGAGCCGAAUCUAUUACAGAGGAGCUCGAGCCGCCGUGGUCUGUUACGAUCUGACUGACAGCAGCAGCUUCCAGAGAGCAAAGUUCUGGGUGAAGGAGCUGCAGAACUGUGAGGAGCACUGUAAGAUCUACCUGUGCGGCACUAAGAGCGACCUGAUCGAAGGAGACCGCAGCCUGCGCCAGAUCGACUACCACGACACCCAGGACUUCGCAGAAGAGAUCGGAGCACAAUAUUUUGAGACUUCCAGUAAAACAGGAAAGAAUGUGGACGAGCUCUUCCAGAAAGUAGCUGAGGAUUACAACAGCUCUGCUUUCCAGUUUAUGACAGAGGAAACGGGUGUCGACUUGGAUCAGAAGAAAGACUCAUAUUUUUACACCUGCUGCCAUAACAACUGAUCGGAGCACCAGUAACAGCGGAAAGAGAAGAGCCGCCUUCCCUGGAGUCAAAGCUGGAUGUGCUGGCAGCAAAUCACGCGAACAGACACCAAACUGUGCUAUCCAUACCUUUUUUUAUAACGUGGUAAUUUCUUUUGUGCCAUAAGGAGCUAAGUAAGGAAGAUUUGCUGCUCUGAAGCUGAUACAAGGGGUAAAGACACUUGUGUUUUAUCAAAUGGUCACUUCUCGAUUGCUCACAGGGAAUCAAACCUCCCUAAAGCUGCUGUCAGAGAUGGGAAGGCUGAAACAGGCCAAUCUGGACUGACUGAGGAGAAAAAGUCCACCAAGUCAAUUUAACGUUCAGGGGGUGGAGGGUUAUAUUUAAGUUAUAUUUAAUCCUGUUGUUGAAGCUGUCUUCAGAUGUUUUCAGAGUAAGCUGACCAGACAGAAUACACUAAUAUGUUAACUUCGAUGGAAAAGUACUGAGGCCUUGAUGUCAACAGUAUGAGGAUGGUUUGUGUUUACAUGCAAAAAGCUUCACAUUGUUGGUGUUUACGACGUUUUCUGCCACAUGACAGCCAUGGAUGUACGAGGAAAAACCGACACUCAGCCAUCGUUAAUCUCACACUGGUAUAAAAUUCAUGUUUCCUGACAGAAAGAAAACUGCACCUCCAGACAAAGUAAACUAUUAUAGGAUUGUUUUUCAGUUUAUUUUCUCUGUUGGCAAGAAUAUACCUUGGUAAAAUGGUAAUGAACGAAAGAACCUAGAAGAGUCUAUGGCAAUUUAUGACUUCUAAAACAUGCUUAAAAUUUCUAAAGUUAUUUUAUGCCAACACAGGAGCCAAACACUAAUGCACGUUUUGACUGUGCAGCACAGCAACGAGCUAUUUAGCUCUUUAUAAUAUGAAAUACCCGAUGCAUUAAAUGUUGCACUACAAGUUGUGAGUUUUGUCAAAAGGUAGAAAAAGAAAAGUUUCUAAUUUCUGCACAUGGAUUGCAUGAUCUAAGCUGCCUGAAAGGAAACGGAUGCUGAAAUCUGACUGACGGGUUUGGAGGAAACAUUAUAUUUAACAAAGACGAUCAAAGUUCUCCUACGGUGCGCUGACAAACAGGAAGAGCGCGCCUCGUGGUGAAUGCUGUGAUGUGUCACCGACUGUCUUUGCUCAUUAUGUUUUCAGAGUUUACCGUUUGGUUUGCUAAUUUAUUGCCUUUUAAGUUGUGCUGCAAGGUGAACCUUUGUUCAUGUUUUGGUGUUUCAUGAAAUUUUGAUGCACAAUAUUUUUUAUUAAAGGCUGUUAAAGUUGUCCUGAU
This is a messenger RNA of Fundulus heteroclitus (mummichog), 2354 nucleotides long. It is a transcript of the gene rab24, whose product is annotated as RAB24, member RAS oncogene family. Gene Ontology annotation, molecular function: GTP binding; GTPase activity. The transcript has 9 exons. Bases 453 to 1064 code for a protein of 203 amino acids. Lineage: Eukaryota; Metazoa; Chordata; Actinopteri; Cyprinodontiformes; Fundulidae. The record is from RefSeq and is a predicted model, not a curated record.